UGUACAGCUGGACAAGCACGACCGCGACACUUCGCUUUUCUCUGUCACCGUCUAGGCAGAAAAACAGAAGAUUUAUCCAUAUUUUUGGCAAAUAACGGAAGCAAACUGACCCGAGAGACGCUUGUUUAUUUUGUAUAUCGGAGCUUAGAAGAAUAAAUUGUCAACUGUGCGUUUUUUUCCGUGAUAUUUGGGACCGGAAAAGAUCCGACAGCUGGUUUGCGGAUUCCCCCUACAGUGACUGCACUUGAAGUUGAGAGAGCCAGCUGAGAUGAGCGGUCCGGAAGUGGCCAAGACACCGGGAGGCGGCGCUCCGGGGAAGGAAGGAAAGGAGCCGGUGGCCAACGGGCACGCCGGGGAGGGCAGCGACGCCAACCCGUUCGCUGAGUACAUGUGGAUGGAGAACGAGGAAGAAUACAACAGACAGGUGGAAGAGGAGCUGCUGGAGCAGGAGUUCUUGGAGCGCUGCUUCCAGGAGAUGCUGGAGGAGGAGGACCAGGAAUGGUUCAUCCCUUCACGUGACCUCAACAACGCGGGGGUGGGACAGCUGCAGCAGCAGCUCAAUGGCCUGUCGGUCAGCGAUCACCACAGCAACCUGGAGGAAGUGGCGAGGAAGAGCAUCUUAAAUCCCGAAGCGAAGGAGUUUGUCCCGGGAAAGAAAUACUAGGAGUCCCCCUCACCCCCAUGGAGCCUCCACGCGCAUGCACACACUCACACACACCCGUUCUCACACAAUCUCAGAGACUCUGGCGGCCGCGACCGCAAACACACUGAUUCUCACACACACACACACACGCACGCACACACACACACACCUACACAUCCUAAAGUCAACGGCGUGCUGGCAGGCCCAGUCGGGGGGUGGGGGGAUUUCUUCUUCUUGGGUUUUUUUUUUUCUUUAACCUUUUUAUUUCCUGUUUCUUGUAAACUGAGGGGAUGUUGGGAACAGGGGUGGGGGAGGGGUGUAGUACCAGCACCGCCCCACUGUGGGCGCUAGCUCAUCUUCGCAUUUCAGAUGAAGUUUACAGAGUACGCAGGCGCCAUCGCGGUCCCUUUGGAAACUGAGGCAGCUACACAGGAGCGAUGCCAGGACACAAAUUGGAAAAAAAAAAAAAAAAAGAAAAAAAAAUCUAUUCAUAAAUAUGCUAAUUUGUUCUAUUUUUUUGAAUUGGGUGUUUAAAAAAUAAAUAAUAAAAACAAAAUAUUGGUUGAGGGUUUCCAUGACAGUAAGGUUAGAGAAAGACUAACAUUUCAGGGGACUCAUGGCUGUCUGCCAAUGCUCUGUAAAUUCUUCAGUGAGUCGAACCCGUCAGCAUUUUCUCCUUUAAUGUCACAAGCUCCCUGUGAAUCACAGCUCUUGUGCAUCCAGAAAUGCAGUUGCUUUUGUUCCAAUUUCUUUCAUGUAUCUGCAGCAGCUCCCUUCCAAAACCAAGUACGGCCCCCGACCCGCCUCCCGUUGAUUUCAGGCGAUCAGAGCAGGUGUGGACAGGUGCAAUCAUGGACAACAAGCUAUUAUUUUUCCCGGUUUAUGUGGAAGUCCAUGUUUACGUUUGCUCCUUGUGUAAGAGCAGAGAGGUGGAUGGUCCAGUUAUGCAUCAAAUCAAGAAUAAAAGUUUUUGAGUCAUGGUUGAUCUUUUUUUUUCCUUUUUUUUUUGUUUUGUUUUUUUUUGUAAUAACAGCUUCAGUGUUUGGUUCUGUUUGGAAUCACCAGUUCAGCCUCAUUACAGGGGAGGGGAGAGUAUUUGGUGUGGGAUGCAGCCACUGCCUCUUUUUGCCAGAUAAGCUUUUUUUUUUUUUUUUCUCCCCCCCAAGCAUCAGAUCAACAGCUUCUCUUCUUUAUUUCCCCUUCAUGUUAUUUGAGGACGAGGCAUUCUGUGUCUCUACUGGGUAUAGUAGCCUGUGGUGUCCAUUCAGUCCCGUCUUGUAGGAGGAAACGGUAGGGAGGGGGCACCGGCACGGCCGUGGCCUCUCCUAAAAACUUAAGUGUGGCAUCAGUAUUGUCUUUCUGUGCCGUUCUUCGCCUGAAUCGGAGGUUUUUGACAUUCAAACCCGCGACCCUUCGUUGUGCUCUGGGCUUCCCAGGAAGCAUCUCUCCUCAGUGUAUUAUCCGUUAAGAUUUGAGCCAAUGGAGAAAAUGUCUUGCGUGUGAGGACGCUUUUGUGGAAAUCCGGCUUGUAAACGGCAGUUGCGAUGAAUUUUCAAGUCGAGUUUUUGCCGUCUCGGCUCGAAAAUGCAGGGGGGCGGCAUAGUCGCUUUGAAAGACCUAGUAAUCCGAUCGGUUCAUGCCAGUUGUGUUGUACCGACGGUGCUCAUAUCUGGUGUAUUUUAUGGUUGUUAGGCAGACUGUGGUGCACUGUACAUUUAAAAAAAAAAAGAAAAUAUUCGAUGUAAAGUGGCAGGUCGUGCUUCUGUCCGCCCCGUUUCGGUGUGUUCC
Salarias fasciatus (jewelled blenny) is the source of this 2431-nucleotide messenger RNA. RefSeq names its product poly(A) binding protein interacting protein 2B (gene paip2b). The coding region runs from base 269 to 664 and encodes 131 amino acids. Gene Ontology annotation, molecular function: mRNA regulatory element binding translation repressor activity. NCBI's taxonomy places the organism in Eukaryota, Metazoa, Chordata, Actinopteri, Blenniiformes, Blenniidae. Gene Ontology annotation, biological process: negative regulation of translational initiation. The transcript is spliced from 4 exons. The record is from RefSeq and is a predicted model, not a curated record. Gene Ontology annotation, cellular component: cytoplasm.